CUUUAACUCGGACUUCACGGGGGCAUUUUUCUCGCGCAUGCUCUUUAAAAGCAGCCGGUUUUCGACCCCGGUACUACACCGAUACAGAGUUAGUGGCUGGUCCUCCUGUAGCCUCCGGUAGCGAUGGUACCCUUCUCUUUGCUUCGGACCACUCGGCCUCUGCAGAGAUGUGGUCAGCUGGUCUGCAUGGCUGCCCGGGCCCAGCACAGCAAGGUGGCCCAGACACAGGCUGGGGAAGCAGCUGGAAGCUGGACGGGCCAGGAGAGUUUAUCAGACAGUGACCCUGAGAUGUGGGAGCUUCUGCAGAGGGAGAAGGACAGACAGUGUCGUGGUCUGGAACUCAUUGCUUCAGAGAACUUCUGCAGCCGAGCUGCGUUGGAGGCCCUGGGGUCCUGUCUCAACAACAAGUACUCGGAGGGUUACCCUGGCAAGAGAUAUUAUGGGGGAGCAGAAGUCGUGGACGAGAUCGAGCUGCUCUGUCAGCGCCGGGCCUUGGAAGCCUUUGACCUGGAUCCCGCACAAUGGGGAGUCAAUGUGCAACCUUACUCAGGGUCUCCAGCCAAUCUGGCUGCCUACACCGCCCUCCUGCAGCCUCAUGAUCGAAUCAUGGGGUUGGACCUGCCCGACGGGGGCCAUCUCACCCACGGCUAUAUGUCUGACGUCAAGCGGAUCUCCGCCACUUCCAUCUUUUUCGAGUCUAUGCCGUAUAAACUCAAUCCCCAAACUGGCCUCAUCGACUACGACCAGCUGGCGCUGACUGCUCGGCUUUUUCGACCACGGCUCAUCAUAGCUGGCACAAGUGCCUAUGCCCGUCUCAUUGACUAUGCACGCAUGAGAGAGGUCUGUGAUGAGGUCAGGGCACACCUGCUGGCAGACAUGGCCCAUAUCAGUGGCCUGGUGGCCGCCAAGGUGAUCCCCUCACCUUUCAAGUACGCGGACGUUGUCACCACCACCACUCACAAGACGCUUCGAGGGGCCAGGUCAGGACUCAUCUUUUACCGGAAGGGAGUGCGGACCGUAGACCCCAAGACUGGCCAGGAGAUCCCUUAUACUUUUGAGGAUCGAAUCAACUUUGCUGUGUUCCCAUCUCUGCAGGGGGGGCCCCACAACCAUGCCAUUGCUGCCGUAGCCGUGGCCCUCAAGCAGGCCUGCACCCCUAUGUUCCGGGAGUACUCCUUACAAGUGUUGAGGAACGCCCAGGCCAUGGCCGACGCCUUGCUCAAGCGAGGAUACUCACUGGUGUCUGGUGGUACUGACACCCACCUGGUGCUGGUGGACCUGCGACCCAAAGGCCUGGAUGGAGCAAGAGCAGAGCGUGUACUGGAGCUUGUGUCCAUCACAGCCAACAAGAACACCUGUCCCGGAGACCGGAGUGCCAUCACUCCAGGAGGCUUGAGGCUUGGAGCCCCAGCAUUGACUUCCCGACAGUUCCGUGAGGAUGACUUCCGGAGAGUUGUUGAUUUUAUCGAUGAAGGCGUCAACAUCGGCUUAGAGGUGAAGCACAAGACUGCCAAGCUCCAGGAUUUCAAAUCCUUCCUGCUCAAGGACCCAGAAACAAGUCAGCGUUUGGCCAACCUCCGGCAACAGGUGGAACAGUUUGCCAGGGGCUUCCCGAUGCCUGGAUUUGAUGAACGCUGAGGACACCUGGCAGGCAAAGCCCACAGACCGGAAGUUACCUUUCUUUCUGCCUCCCUGGACCACAGAAGAGAUGUCACUCAUCUUUUCGGGUUUUAGUGGAGAGGGGGAGGCCUUCCACUUAGGGCAAGAGCGAGGUAUAAACUCCCCUCCAGAAUUUGUAGCUGAGAUUUCUGAUUUGUAACCAUGUCUACAAGAAGCACCCAACACACACAUCCGGCUUGUUUUUGAGACGGGUUCUCACUUAGCUGAGACUGGCCUUGAACUGACCCUCCUGCCUCCGUUUCCCAAGUACUGGGGUUAUAGGUAUGCACCAUGACACCCAACUUCAUCCUCCGCUUUCCGCCCUGACCCCCCACCACAUCUCAGUGUUACAGACUCCUGCUCUUUCUUGGGGAAGGGGAGUCAAGAGCUGAGCCAGAGGAAGGGGUGGGUAAGCACCCUCCUUCCUGUUUUUAUCUAAUAAAAUGCUAACCUGCCCAGAGUUCCUAUUACUGUGGGAGGGGUCCCCUGGGCCAGCCAGUGAUUCCACUCCCUCAACAUGUAUUUCUUCUUCCCUCCCACCACCACAAGGACCCCCGGGGCUGUAGCCUCCUCUCUGAUCAGAGCCGACACCAGACGUGAUUAGCAGGCGCAGCAAAUUCAAUUUGUUAAAUGAAA
This is a messenger RNA of Arvicanthis niloticus (Nile rat), 2295 nucleotides long. NCBI's taxonomy places the organism in Eukaryota, Metazoa, Chordata, Mammalia, Rodentia, Muridae. The record is from RefSeq and is a predicted model, not a curated record.